GAGCGGUCAGGUGUAUAAAUCCAAGAGCUGUGUCUGCUGAGCAACAUCAACACCUGAAACCACCUUUCUGAACACAAGAUUACUGCAGCCAGGCAAGCAGAAAACUAAUCAUGGUGAAAGGAUUGAUGUCAGUGCUUUUGAUCCUGGUGGCUGUCUCCUCUAGCUUUGGAAACCCUGAAAAAAAUGGUUCUGCCAAAAAAGAGAAGAAAUCUCCACAGACUCUGUCCAGAGGGUGGGGUGAUCAACUUACUUGGACUCAAACCUAUGAAGAAGCUUUAUUCAGAGCCAGAUCAAGCAACAAACCUGUCAUGGUUAUCCAUCACUUGGAAGACUGCCCACACAGUCAAGCUCUGAAGCAAGUAUUCUCCAGCAGCAAAAAAAUUCAGAAGAUGGCUGAUGAAGACUUUAUUGUCCUGAACCUUGUGUAUGAAACAACAGACAAGCAUUUGUCCCCCGAUGGCCAGUAUGUACCCAGAAUCAUUUUUGUAGAUCCCUCUCUGACUGUCAGGGCUGACAUCACUGGAAGAUAUGCAAACCGUCUCUACACCUAUGAACCAGCAGACAUCAACCUCUUGAUUAGUAACAUGGAGAAAGCCAAGAGGCUGUUGAAGACCGAAUUAUAAGUACCGGAGGAAGCUGUUUAACUUCUAAGAGGUCCCACAAUUUCCUCUGCCACCAAUUCUGUCUACCAGGCACCCAGUCUGGACUGCUUACUGAACUAUAAGCACUGGUGUAUUACAUAUGUAUUAAUUUUCACAUAAAUGGUUACUGCUUGAUGAGGUUAAUUAUCGAUAGUCUUUGAAAUAAGAACUGUAGCAAUUAAGUUGUUCAUCUUUUUAAUAAA
Molecule: messenger RNA, 844 nt
Organism: Polyodon spathula (Mississippi paddlefish)
Lineage: Eukaryota; Metazoa; Chordata; Actinopteri; Acipenseriformes; Polyodontidae
Product: anterior gradient protein 2 homolog
Exons: 8
Coding region: 111-623 (170 amino acids)
Cellular component (GO): endoplasmic reticulum
Source: RefSeq, a predicted model, not a curated record